CUACCAUUCCUGGGGGAAUCACACAUGCCUGGCACUGAAGACACAACAGGCCUCCCGGUUCUUGUGACAAUGUCUUCUCAGUGGCAGCAGCUGAGGCAAGGCCUGCCCUGGAAGGCCCAGCAGCAGCAGCAGGUGAAGCAGCCCUGUCAGUCACCUGCUGUCAGAUGUCAAGAAACUGGACCACAAACCAAGGAUCCAUGUGCUCUGCAGCCCAAGAAACAAUGCCCAUCCAAGGGCACAGCGAUCCUCACCCAGCACAAGUGUCCUGUGGCCCAGCAAGCCCCCAAGAAUAAACAGAAGUAAGGGCAGACUGCCUGCCUGACAUCCAGGCUACCAGAUGGAGCCUUCUCUUCCUCCUGUUCCUCUUCCCUCCAUACCCAAGAGCUGCCUUCCUCUCCUACCACCUCCUGCCGGAGGUCCAGUGAAACAUUGUCAGGAUUUUUCCCCAUUUAGCUUUUCCCAACCUGAUUUUCUCCCAAGUAGAUAUAAGGAAGCCUUUC
Neogale vison (American mink) is the source of this 500-nucleotide messenger RNA. It is a transcript of the gene SPRR4, whose product is annotated as small proline rich protein 4. NCBI's taxonomy places the organism in Eukaryota, Metazoa, Chordata, Mammalia, Carnivora, Mustelidae. The record is from RefSeq and is a predicted model, not a curated record.